This is a messenger RNA of Australozyma saopauloensis, 1998 nucleotides long. RefSeq lists its product as uncharacterized. The transcript has a single exon. The record is from RefSeq and is a predicted model, not a curated record. Gene Ontology annotation, cellular component: clathrin-coated vesicle; clathrin-coated pit. Bases 1 to 1998 code for a protein of 665 amino acids. Gene Ontology annotation, biological process: clathrin-dependent endocytosis; clathrin coat assembly; vesicle budding from membrane. Lineage: Eukaryota; Fungi; Ascomycota; Pichiomycetes; Serinales; Metschnikowiaceae. Gene Ontology annotation, molecular function: 1-phosphatidylinositol binding; phosphatidylinositol-4,5-bisphosphate binding; clathrin heavy chain binding.
AUGACAACGUACGAGAAAAUCGUCAAGGGCGCCACCAAAAUCAAGGUGGCGGCGCCGAAACCAAAGUACAUCGAGCCCAUCUUGAUGGCCACGCUGGCCUCGCACGAAGUUGCCGCCGAAAACCUCGCCACGAUCAUGAAGUGCUUGGACCGCCGUCUCCAGGAUGCCCUGUGGCUGGUGGUGUACAAGGCGCUCAUUGUGGUGCACAUCAUGAUCCGCGAGGGCGACCGGGACGUGGCGUUGCGCUACUUGAGCGAAAAAGCGCCGGGCAUGCUUAGUUUGGGCCAUUCGCCCAUUGUAAAGAACACAGGGUUCAACUCUGAUGUGAGAUAUAUCGUAAAGUACAGCCGCUAUUUGCAGGCGCGCGUCAAGCAUUUCGCAGACACGCAUGUAGACUAUGUUCGGGACGAGCGCCUCAACAACUCCGUGAGCCAGGGCGGCGGAAGACUACGCAACUUGGCUGUGGAGAAGGGCUUGCUUCGCGAGUGCGAGAGCGUGCAGAAACAGAUCGACUCGCUCUUGAAAAACUCGUUUUUGGAGAGCGACAUCAAGAACGACAUCGUGUUGACCGCGUUCCGGCUCCUUGUCAACGAUCUUUUGGCCUUGUUCCAGGAGUUGAACGAGGGCGUCAUCAACCUUUUGGAGCACUACUUCGAGAUGUUCCACGAUGACGCGGCGCGCGCGUUGGACGUCUAUAAGAAAUUCGUGGACCAGACCAAGUACGUCAUCGACUACUUGCGUGUAGCCAAGCACCUUGAGUAUGCCACCAAAUUGCAUGUGCCCACCAUCAAACACGCGCCUACUGCAUUGACGUCGUCCUUGGAGGAGUACUUGAACGAUCCCCAGUUUGAGCGUCAUCGUGAGGAGUAUUUGAGGAAGAAAUCUUCUGGAAAGGGCUCGGAUGCCAAACCGACUUUGCCUGUAUCUUUGGCCCCUGCUGCUACACCCAAUGCACAACAGCCUGAUUUGAAUCGCUCGAACACCCUUUUGGUAUCGCAGAGUACCUACAAUCCAUGGGGCUCGGCCAUUCCUGCGCCCGUAGUUCAAACGAUGCCCCAACCUGGAGCCAGUGUGGUUCCAAGCUUCACUGGGGCUGGAUUUGGUGGCUACGGCCAGCAAUACCCCCAGGCUCAGGACCCAGCUCAACAGCAACAGCUUCUUCUCCAACAACAACAACAACAGCAGCUCCAACAACAACAGCUCCAACAACAGCAGCUUCAACAACAACAGAUGCUCCAACAACAACAGACCUUUCAAGCUCAGCAGCAGCAACAACAACAACAACAACAACAACAACAGUUCUUCCAGCAACAGCAGCCGCAACAACAGCAGAUUACGGCUUCGGCAACGGGCUCAAAUCCAUUCUUGUCGACACAGCCCACCUAUACAUCCAGUAGUACUCCAUUCCAAGCACCAACGUACCCCGUGGGCUCGUUUAAUUCUACUCCAUCCACCCCUGGUGGCCCUCCUGCAUUACAGAGAAACAACACCAAUCCAUUUGCCGGCUUACUGCCUUCUCGGACAGGAAGCGGUGUCAAUGUAAACCCUUCCAAUCCCUUUGGAGCGACUAGAUUCGCCAACAGUGGCACUACUGCAUUAACAUUUUCCCAACCAAACGGCGUACAGAAAUUGGAUGUCACAGCUACUGGUAGCAAUCCUUUUAAGGUAUCGCAAACUACGACUGAUGUUUUCAAUUCCGUACAGCAGCCUACCACACAGCCUGCUCUUAAACUGCAGCCUACCGCAGGCGGGUUAGAGAAUUUGCCAACAAUCGCAGUGUUUCCACAGACACAGCAGGCACAAAUCCACAACGCGUAUGUUGCCAAUGCCAAUGCCAACUUGAUAAGUCAAGCUACUGGCCAAAUGCAACAACAACAGCAACAACAAUACAUGCAACAGCAGCAGCAGCAGCAGCAGCAGCAACAACAACAACAGCAGUACUUUCAACAGCAGCAACAGCCCCAAUUUGCAGCAUAUAAUGGUCCUAGUUUAAUCUAA